Solanum lycopersicum (tomato) is the source of this 2256-nucleotide messenger RNA. The record is from RefSeq and is a predicted model, not a curated record. NCBI's taxonomy places the organism in Eukaryota, Viridiplantae, Streptophyta, Magnoliopsida, Solanales, Solanaceae.
AUGGUGUGUCGAGAAUGGGAAGGGGAAGAUAACUACAGCACAAAUGAUCAAGACAGUGCUAACAAAAGGUUCAAGGAAGUUGAAUGUAAACGACUCACUGGGAAGAAAGAGGAAUAUGAAAACCCAGAUCUAGAGCAUAAUGAGAUUAAGAAUAAGGAGGAAGACAAUGGAACAGUACGUGAGCUUGAUACUAAUCUGUGUGAUUUAGAAGGGGAAAAAAGUAAGGAGUAUAAGGAACCAUGGAUCAACAUGUUCAAAAAUAAUCGUGCAGCUAUCAAUGGGAUGAACUUGACCUAUAUUCCUCCACAAGUUCUUAAUGGGCAAACAAUGGUGCAACUAGAAGAGAAAGAAGUACAAAUUGAAGAGGAAAAGUGGAAAUGUGCCCUGAUAGCCUAUGUAAUUGGUGAAUGCCCUGGAUACAACAUUAUGAACAGAUAUAUACAGAUGAACUGGGAGAAGGUUGAUAAACCUGAGGUAUUCCUUCAUGAGGAAGGAUACUACAUAAUCAAGUUUAGGAGCCUGAGUGAUAUGAAUGAAGUUCUAUAUUCAGGACCUUAUACAAUAAGUAAUAGGCCUAUCAUAUUGAAGCAAUGGAGUCCAGAAUUUGAUUUUGGGGCUGAGUUUUUAACUGAGAUUCCUCUAUGGGUUAACUUUCCUAAGUUGCCUUUAAAUUGUUGGGGAGCUGGAUCACUGAGUCGAAUUGCCAGUGCUAUAGGUGUUCCAAUAUUUGCUGAUGAAUGUACCACAAAACAGACAAGGAUAUCCUAUGCUAGAAUGCUCAUUGAAGUAAAUGUUACUAAGCCUAUCCCUCAUAGCAUUACAGUAAUGGAUCCUAAUGGUAGAAUGUUCAAGCAAGAUGUUGUGAUGGAGUGGAAGCCUUUGUACUGUGAAAAGUGCCAGAAGAUUGGUCAUCAAUGUCAAACAACAGCUAAGGUGGAGCAACCAAAGAAGAGCAGACCAGGGAAAAAAGUUACACAGACAUGGCAAUAUAAAGGACCUAUACAACAACAUGAGAAGAUAGUGGAGACUAGACAGAUACUGGAGACUAAAGAAGAUGAAGUCAGCCUUGAGCAAGAGGAGAAGCAAGGGAGUGAGCAAAGGAGUGGUCAGGAAAUCAAGCAAACACCUGAGAAAAACUUAAGGCAUUAUAAUGGUGGGAAACAACUGGAAUUUAGUAUGUCUAACUUUCCAUUGUUAUCAGCUAUACCUUUGAGGAAUGGAUUUGAGAGUCUCAAGAAUAGCAAGUUGGUUUCACUACCUGUGGAUAGGGGUGGAACAUCAAAAUCCUGGCUAAUUGAAACAAGGGUAAAAGAGGGUAAUGCAACUACAACAAUGAAUGGGAUAGCACCAGGUUGGAAAAGGCUGCACAAUUACAAUGAUGCUGCUAAUGGGAGAAUUUGGAUUAUAUGGGAUGAUAACUGGUAUGAUUUUCAGUUAAUAAAUAGUACAGCUCAGAUGAUACAUUGUCAAGUAAAGGAAAGAAGUAAAGGGUUCCAGUUUAAUCUCUCAGUUAUAUAUGGUUUUAAUACUAUAGAGCAGAGGAAGAGUUUAUGGACUGAUUUGAACAGGAUGGGUCAAAAUGUAAUAUCUCCAUGGCUCAUAAUUGGAGACUUUAAUGCUAUUUUAUCCCCAAAAGAUAGACAAGCUGGAGCUCCUGUUAAUGAGAGUGAGAUAAGGGAUUUUGCAGAAUGUGUUAAAACUAUGGGCAUGCAUGAAUUACAAUGGAAAGGAAGUUACUACACCUGGAGUAAUAAGCAGAAAGGUAAUGCAAGAGUCUUAAGUAGGAUUGAUAGAGCCUUUGGGAAUGAUGAAUGGAUGGAUAAGUGGGGACAUGUCAUAUUAGAAUAUGGCAAUCCAGGAGUAUCAGAUCAUAGCACAAUGCAGCUGGUUCUUCUUCAAAGUAAUCAACAUGUAAGGGCAAGUUUUAAAUUCUUCAAUAUAUGGGUAGAACAUGAAUCAUUCUUAGGCCUGGUGGAGCAAGUGUGGAAGAAGGAGAAAGAUAGGGAUGCAAUGAAAAAGGUGUGGAAUAAGUUGAAAGCUCUUCAACCUGUACUGAAACAGCUGAAUAGGAAAGAGUUCAAAUAUAUCAGUAACCAGAUUGAGGAAGCUAGAAAUGAGCUGGGUGACAUUCAAUAUCAGCUGUGUCAUCAAGCAAAGGAUGAGUUAGUUGCUAAAGAAAAAGAACUCUUAAUAAAACUUGAGAAGUGGUCUUUGAUUGAAGAAAGUGCUCUUAGACAAAAAGCUAGAGCAAAAUAG